UUGCAAUGGUGUUAGCUCUCAGGCAGAGAUGUCUACAACUUCUAGGUAAUAUUUCCUUCUAUAAUAAAUGGCAGAUGAAGUUUUUGGUACAUUAAAAUUGACCAGCAAACAUUGGGUAUAAAGAAUCUGAUUGUGAAAAAAAAAAAAAGUUCUUUUAGUGACUUCAAUAAAAUAUAUAUGUCGGCAUGGUAUAUCCCAUGGUUGACUGCAUGAACAAAUGACAGUAAGAAACCCUCAUGCAGCUAAGAGCAAAGCUUGGUAAACCAGCUACUAAGUACUACUAUUUGAUUUCCCGGAGAGCAUUAUGCGUGCUAACCAAUGCAACCAAAAUAGCAUCUCUUUUACCACAUAAACAAAUUAGAUACUCAGCCAGAAAAGUCAACAACCAUUCCCCCACGCACUUCAGAUGAAAGGGCAAUAAAUAAGCCCUCUUGUCACAUGAAGGGUGCUAGAUCCUUUUUCCACCAUUUUUAAUAUUCUCCUCCUCUUUCUUUCUCUCUCUCUCUUCAUACUAAAGCUGUUUUUGCUUCAUCCCAGCUAUUAGCUAAAAAGAUUAACCAAUUCCAAUAAAUGAACCAAAGCCCAUUUACUUCCCAAAGUCUUACAGCGGAAGAAUACAUUAAGUUGGAAGAUGUCAUAAACACAUACCACAAAGUGGAUUUACCUCCGAACAAAUGCACAUCUUUAAUAAUCCAGCGCAUAAACGCCUCAGCAAAUGUUGUAUGGCGAUAUGUCCGAGCCUUUGAUAACCCACAAACUUACAAGCAUUUAAUCAGGAGUUGCACGAUGAGGGGUGAUGGAGGGGUAGGUAGUGUGAGGGAUGUAACAGUCAUCUCAGGAAUUCCUGCAGAGAGGAGCACUGAAAGAUUAGAGAUGCUUGAUGAUCAGAGACGCAUAUUAAGCUUCAAGGUUUUAAGAGGUGAACACAGGCUUAUGAAUUACUGCUCUGUUACAUCGGUGAAUGAAAUCAGUCAUAUGGGGAAGCUUUACACUAUUGUUUUAGAGUCCUACACCGUAGACAUACCAGAGGGGAAUACAGCAGAGGACACAAAUAUGUUUGCUGAUACUGUAGUGAAAUUAAACCUCCAAAAACUAACUGAGAUAUCGGAGAUGAACGCCUCUUAAAUGCAGAAGAUCGAGGGGUGUCAAGAAUGCAAAUCUGUUCAUUGGCUUCGUCUUAAACAGAUCGAAUAGUGGAAUUUGACUAUUCGCUGGAAUUUGACUAUUCACAUAACUUUCUCUUGUUAGUGGGGAUGCUGUUACAUGUUGUAAGUUGAAUUUCUUCCAUACAAUUACAAAAACUUGAUUUUGCAAAGUAUGUUGGGACGCUAUAUCAUCUACUGAUCCCGAUUACUCUAUUUUGUAUUAACAUAACAAUUUUGUAUUUAGAACUCAAGAACUCCUAAAUAUCACAAUUUAAAAGUCUAUGAUUUAUACCUUA
Beta vulgaris subsp. vulgaris (sugar beet) is the source of this 1441-nucleotide messenger RNA. Its product is annotated as abscisic acid receptor PYL2. NCBI's taxonomy places the organism in Eukaryota, Viridiplantae, Streptophyta, Magnoliopsida, Caryophyllales, Amaranthaceae. The record is from RefSeq and is a predicted model, not a curated record. Gene Ontology annotation, cellular component: nucleus; cytoplasm. Gene Ontology annotation, biological process: abscisic acid-activated signaling pathway. Gene Ontology annotation, molecular function: signaling receptor activity; abscisic acid binding; protein phosphatase inhibitor activity. The transcript has a single exon. The coding region runs from base 571 to 1125 and encodes 184 amino acids.